GAGGGAUACUCAGCAAGCUACGAAUACUGUCAAAAAACUUAAGACUGCAGUUUGAUAAAAUCUAGUAGAAUAUGGCAGAUGUAGUUUUGCCGUUCUAUUAGCCGCUGGUACAACAUGUUCAAAAGUGUUAACUAGCAUGUCUGCAAAACCGUAACAAACUAUUCGGCCUUGUUCUUUCACAAUUAUUCUUUCUUGCGGAGUUGCAAUUCUAAUUUGCGAUAAUUAAGCAAUGCAAUUCAUACCCAUACUACUACCUUGUAUCUACUGCGUUUGAGCCAACAUGUUGAUGACCCGUACUACUACUUGCCUACUAUUCUGAAUUAAUAAUUCGUGUGCUGUCUGCUAUCGGCUAUUGUAUCUAUCGACUUUUUAUUCGUUGUAUUGGCUGCUGACGAUAAGUAGUGCCUUUGUUUGGCAAGAAUGGGAAGAAAACUGUCGCGAAUAUGUCUUGGUACAGUGAUUCUGCGGUUUAUCUUCUGGAUUCAUCCGGCGCUUCUCGCAACUGGGGCUGGUGGGAGCUCGAAUCAGUACCCGUUUUUCCGUGCUUGCCCUGAGCCGUACCAUGGGCGCGGGCGCGGUCGCUCUCUCAAGUGCUACGAUGGUACGGCGAUAGGCGCGGCUUGCAGUACUGCGUCAGGCGCAAAGUUAAAAGACGACCCCGUACUUGGAAAACAAACUGUCAACGAAAAUGAGUGCUGCGACACCUUGCACGGAGGCCACGCGACGUGUCCGCGCGAGCGGCCCGUGCUGUGUCCAGCGUGGCUGGAGAACCAGCAGACUUUGAGGCCGUUCCGGCAACAAGGGAGCAGCCAAAGUGCUCCUUUUUUCGCUACGCCUGACUUCGCGCACGCUUUUUCGCGCUGUGUCGAGAGGCCCACUUCGAAAAGCAGCGCAUGCGUUCUAGAGCAUUCUUCAGCUGGCUCCUCACAGGUGGAUGAUGCUCCCGCGGGCACCUGCGAAUCUGGCUGUACCACUGUAUACUUGCGGCCCGCCGUGUCAUCAGGGGGAAGUGGUUCUUCGUCAUCCAGGCCGACAGUCGAAGUUCAACAGCUGUUAUUUCGCAGUGGGCCGGCGACCUUCUCCUUACUUCCUGACUCGUGUUUUUCGCCCUCCGUUGGAUGUGGGCUGCGCUUGUGCGACGUGCGACACCUAGAGGUUCAAUUUCCGCCAGCUUCAAGUAGUCUGGCCUCCAGCAGAGACUUUAAUGGCUUUCGAGCGGGGGUCGAGGUUAGAAACAGUUCGGGAGCGGUGAUCUUCACAUUAAGGCUACUAGUUUUCUGCUUCACUUGUUGUUUUAGUAAACUGCGCAGGGAGCCAUACUAGGGCAAGGACAUAAAGUUCUUGUUGCGAUAGUUCAUUCAAUUUAGUUUUGUAUAGUGGAAUAUCUUCUGUGAAUAGCUUUCAGCACCUGUCUUCGAUGAUGGAAGUUUUGGAUCACCACAUAAGCAUAGCAGAAUCGUGUAUUAAUCGCACUAAUCCCAGGCGACGUUUUGGAAAAGCAGCUGUCAUUUACGGGAAGAAGCGAGUGGGUGCAGGAAGGUCGGGGUUGCUGCGCAGACCCGCCAGGGAGUCAUGCGUCUGCUACGGAAACAUCACUUUCGCUGGCGGGUUGCAAAGAGCUCUGUCUAGCACACGAGUGUGAUUUCAUCGAAUUCGCGCCAAUCAACAAUAACCAACAAGCGGUGGCGUCAAUGUACGACGAUGCUGUCGGGCGUUGUCGGGCGCUGCGAGGACAGUGCCGUAGCAAAACAUUGGCAGCUUGUGCGGAGGAGUCCCGAGCAAUGACAGCUGCAAGCAGCGCCUUCACGACCCACAGCGUGCAGCCCGCGACGCGGGCCGUCAGUCCGGGAGCGCGAUGUGAUGAAACUUUAGACUCUGGCGCGUCCUCGCUAUUCGCGUUUCCAGCGUGUGGCGAUACAGAAGUGUGCCGUGCGGGGCGCUGCCACCGGACUUGCGUCGCAUCAAAAGAGUGCGCGGCCUACCCUUACAGGGUGUGCGAUUUUUUUGACGAGGAAAGAGUCUGUAGUCAUAAAAAGCUCUUCGCAGAUCCGAUAGACAUGGACAUUCUUGGCACUCUAUGCUUCUUCCUCUUUGCAGGGUUGGCGCUCUCCGCGGGCGUUGGUGGCGGUGGCAUCUACGUCCCACUGCUUAUUCUCCUCUUGCGCUUCCGACCGCAGAAAGCAACGGCGAUUUCGCAGGUCUUCCACUCCUGUUGUAAGAUCGAUUGCAUAUUCCUAACUUAGUGCUUCUGCUGCUGCAUAAUCGUACAACUCGCGUCAGCAGGCGUACUGUUUAAGAGAAAACUUUCGGAUUCAUCUAGAGUCAUAGUACCACUCGGUUGAAGAUCAAGAUAUUAACAUAAUGCGGAAUUUUUGACAUGAAAUUCACAAACAGUCAAUGUUAGCCGGCGGCUCGAUAUCUGUUCUGCUGUAUAAUUUGAAGCAACGACAUCCCGUGGAACGCGAUAGACCGAUGAUCGACUUCGAUUUGACCAUUAUUCUAGGGUUCCCGUUGAUGGCAGGGGUCCAGAUGGGGGCAGUAGUCCACAAAAUAUCGCCGGAUUGGCUGAUCCUGUUCGUCUUGAUAGUAGUAUUGACGGACUCAGGCAGGAAAACGCUGAAGAAGGGCAUAUCCUUAUGGAAAGCGGAAAACAAGUCGGCCGCGGAGGGAGGAGUAGCAGCGGGACUUCCAGUACCAGAAAUCGGACGAAAAAUAUACGAAAUGGGAAGGAAAAUGUCCACAAGCACAACGAAUACGUCGUAUUCCACUUUUAUUUCGGUCUAGUACUAGAAUACUUCUAGUUGUUGUCCUAGUCCUACAUAAGUAGAUUCAAGUCUGUCAUAUUGUGUUUGAUUUGUUCUGUUUUCCUAGGGAAUAUGACUAAGGCAGAGGAGGUCAUAAGGAGCCUGCUACAACGAACUAUAUGUAUAAGUAGUUUCUCCCUCGCAAUCGCAGAUACCAGGAGUUCGACCAGGAGCACGAGCUGCCUGAGAGUGCCGAAGUAGUUGGGCGGACAUCGCGGUCGCUGCGGGGGAAGGAGUUCCAGCGGAAAAAUUCACCUAGUGAACAAACAAUGCUCACGUCGAAAGACCACUCGCCGAUAGAGAAUGGGGUAAGCAGCCAGGCAAUCUUUGCAGGAGCGGGCUCGCCAGCGUCAGCGUCGACCGCAUUACCAUCUUCAACCAUGGAGGCGCGAGGCAACUCUGUGACAACGGUAGACUUAGUUCCAGUCAGCGAGAGUCCCAUAGCGCGAAUGUCGGUUCAAACGACCGCGAGCUUGAGCGCUAGCAAGACGAAGUCGGAGCAGCACGCAGUUGUUAUCGGGCAACAAGGUUCGGAGUCAGACUUGAGCAGUGGGACGAGGACCGGGUAUCCAAAUAUAUCUGCUCCUGUAAUUCUCGACGGCAAUAAAGGCUCAGAAAUAAUGGAAAUGGAAGGCAGAGGACAAGCAGUAUCAGCUGAGAGUUCGCUGGAGCUGGUCGAUUUUGGCGCGCACAGGACCGACCAAGAGGAAGAAAAUAGCGUUAAGAGACAGCAGAUUAUUUUAGGUCAAUUACCGCCGGCACGGGGCAGCACGGGAUCGCCGAUAGCGCCACUGUCUCCACUCACUGUCACGAAUAACGCAUCGAUAGCCAAGCAAAAGCGACUCUUGUUAGGCGUCUGGGCUAUGAUGCUUGCGGUUUCUGCAGUAUUCACUAUCCAUUAUUUGCUAUUAUCAUACAAACUGCAGAAGAGAGAAGUGUCCAUGAUAUAAUAUCGUCACUAGGACAUCACUUGAUGCAAACUAAAGAGUACUUCUUUACACCCACGUUUGUUCCACUUAGGUAAAAACUAGCUUUGGGUACUGCACUGGACUUUUCUGGGUAAUCUUGCUCGCCGCAACAUACGCUCUCCUAUGGCUAGCCUACCGUCAUUCGGAUUCGAUGGUUCUGCAAUACCAGGCAAGGAUGGCACGAGAAGGCGACAGUGAGGGGGAGACCUCAAAGUACUACAGUUUUGAAUUUGAUUUUAAUCACAUGCUUUAUUUCUGUAAAAAUGUUUGGUUCUCUUUGACGAGAAUUUCUUUUUAGCAUCGGAUUCAUGUAUCAUCAAUACAUCAACACAACAACUUCAGAUAUCGAGAUUCCUGGGAAUUUUUCGAUUCUCGGAAAAACGCGGUCCGCCUAUUGGCCUAUGCGUAUGGCGCCGGCACAGUGGCGGCUAUGUGUGGCAUCGGAGGAGGCAUGUUGCUUGGCCCGAUAAUGCUGGAGAUGGGAUUGCGACCACAGGUACGUGCUUUCCCCUCUAGUUUUACUGCACAGAAAUACUGACCCUAUGAAUGUUGGUAUCCUGGGUCUGGUGUAAAAAAGCAGGUUAGUUGAGCAGCGGGCACUUCCUUCCCACAACGAGGAACGCCGCCGCUGUAGAAACAACAAUAUGGACAAUGGAUCAAGUUCAACACCUUAACAGCUUCAGCCUCAACAUCAGAGAAAUGCGAAGAACGCAGAAGAGAUUCAGGGAAGUCGUAGGUCAAGCCCGAACCGACUAACAUCGUCAUCAGUUGCACCUUGUCAGGACCUCUUAUAACGAUAUUCUUUCUUGGAUAUUAAAGUGCAAGUAGAAAGUAGUUGUGGAAAGACACGACGUUUUCUGUCAUGCGUUCAGCAUAAUUGCAGGUAACGACUGCGACAACUGCGACUACGCUCUUCAUGCUCUCGACAACCGCAUCCUUGAUUUUUAUUUUGAGUGGCGUCGCUCCUCUGCCCUAUGCGCUGUUCUUUGCGGGUGUGUGUUGCGCUGGUGCAAUCGUGGGCAAAAGCGUAAUAAAUCACUACGUGAAGAAGUAUCAGCGGACUUCGCUCAUCGCUUUGAUUCUUUAUGAAUACGUUUGGAAAUUUGAUUUUCCCCACACCUGCAUAUGUCAAUGAUCACCUUGUUAGAACAAAAAAAGGUGAGUUGCUCGUUCUUCAAUAGAACAAGUAUGUGAUACUACUUCGAAUAGAGCACGAUGAACUUUAGUCUCCCAACGAGGACCCCCCCAACCUACCGAGCCUCCUCUUUCAUAUCUCUGCCGCGGUGAUUAUUGUUAGCACUGUGAUGCUGUUGCUGAUCGGAUUGCUGGACCUAGUCGGGGAUGUGAGUGCCGCAACGCGUGGGAGUGAUGCGGCGAAAGCCGACCUCUGGUUCAAAUCACUUUGCAGUACAGCAAGCCAGCACUAAACACCGCUCGUUUUAUCCGCGGACGGUAAGUAAGUACCUGGAAAGCUAAAUUCAGAAGUUUGAUAAUCGGUCUUGCAUCAUUGAGAAAUUGAUCACGGCGUGUUACGUGGCAAGAGGGUUUUUAUUUAUGGAGCUCUGUUGUUUUUUACAAACGUGCCGCUGCCUUUAUCGCAAUCUCAAUAUGUGCCCUUACAACAAUCUGCAACCCCAACAACUUCUGCAGUCGUCAAUUAAUUGGUUGGCUCUACUUGUGCAUCUGCUUCCGCUUCCUCACAAUUGACUGCUAGAAAGAUUUUCCUUUACAAUUAGGUGCCAAUCCUUCUCUUGAAUCCAAGAAAAUCUAAUGCAAAAAGUCUCAGAAUACUUAUCACAAGAAAGUAAAAGCAAAUCGAACGCCUUCGAGCAUCAUCACGCUACCACCUGUCAUACAAAUCCUACCAAAAAAUUUGUCUCUCAAACUCCUAUUUAUUCUGCUAAAAUUGCUUGUUUGGUAUAUGCAAGCGACGACCUCUGUCUAUGCUGUGUUGGGCAACUUCUGCUUAUUGUCGCAAAACCCUGAAAGUGAAAGAAUGUUCUUGACCACCAAGACCAAGGGGUUUGAUUAACUAGUUUGCAUCAUCGCAUUGGUUCAGUGGCAACGAUGGAGAUGUUCUGCAAUCUUCGACGCAGAAGAUGUCCUGAUAAUGACUGGUGUCUCAAAAUAUAUGAGCCGGAUCCUCUUCUUGAAGCAAGCAUUGAAUUCAAGAUCCUCUGCUGUUCUUGAGACUGAGGGCAAUAUGGUCCG
Amoebophrya sp. A25 is the source of this 5983-nucleotide messenger RNA. NCBI's taxonomy places the organism in Eukaryota, Dinophyceae, Syndiniales, Amoebophryaceae. The record is from the annotation of a GenBank genome assembly.